Messenger RNA from Mycosarcoma maydis (corn smut), 1497 nucleotides. RefSeq lists its product as uncharacterized. The coding region runs from base 1 to 1497 and encodes 498 amino acids. Gene Ontology annotation, cellular component: endoplasmic reticulum. The transcript has a single exon. NCBI's taxonomy places the organism in Eukaryota, Fungi, Basidiomycota, Ustilaginomycetes, Ustilaginales. Gene Ontology annotation, molecular function: misfolded protein binding; protein-folding chaperone binding. The record is from RefSeq and is a predicted model, not a curated record.
AUGAAAGCGGAUCUGCUUCAGUUUGGAUCCAUGCUCACGUGGUGGUGGUUGCCAUCGCUCGGCUCGCAAGUGCUACUUAACGUGAGCUAUACUCUACGCAUCCUGACACCUCCACCGCCUGGCUCGGCUGGUCAACGCAACAAGCAUGUCCAACUGGCACGCACGAUCGUGAUUCUGGGGACGUUGGUGUACCAGAUGGUGCAAGCGGCGAUGGAGGCGCCACCGAACUACUACGAGCUUCUGGCACUACCGCUGGAUGUGGAUGUGGAAGGCGUACGUCGAUCGUUUCGUUCGGUGGCGCGCAAGUACCAUCCUGACAAAGUGGGUGAGGCAGGCGAGGCGCUGUUCAUAGUGGCACGACGCGCGCACGAUGUGCUUUCGGAUCCCAACAAGCGCUUCGGCUACGACCGAUUUGGCGACGGUGUAGCUGAUUGGAGUGAGUGUGAGUCGCAGCGCGAUUUUCUGCGUCGUGGACUCACCGGCAUGGUGGCAUUCUACACAAUUAACCCUGCCAUGUACGCGAUAUUCGGCUAUUUCAACGGCGCAGGAGCAAGUGGUGUCUCUUUCUGGCGUCUAGCAUCGCUCCUGUCCAUGCUCGCCCUGGAACUCUGCCUAUUGGUCAGCCCAGACUAUCCAACAUGGAUGUCACUCCUGUUGCCCAACACGACCAUCUUUGAUAUACGCCAAUUGCUUCGCUCUCUGUUUGUCAACUUCUUCUUUGCAUCCAUCCAGCUCAGUGCCGCAUUGGACGUGCUCGAAUAUGCAGACUCUCCUCCAUUGAGGAACAGUGCCGAUAGAGCAAGAACCGCCGAGGCACACUUGACAGCGAUCAGGGCGAGAGCACAGGCAUUGGACAAAAUAUCUGAAGCACUCAAGACCGGAAUGCUACAAAGCUUGGCGAGCGAGCUAAGACCGUUCCGGGACAGAGCAAACGAGGUGGAUGAUGACGAGAAGGGGGAGGCGUUAAGCAAGAUGAGUAGGCAGGAGCAAGUGUUGUUCGCCAAGAUCGAUAGGGUGCUGUUGGGCAGGAGCUUGAUUGAGCAGCAUCCGCAAUUGAUGGCUAUGGCUCACGAGGAUGGUCAGCACGUCAAGGUAGAGGAGCAAGCGCAAGCGGAGACGGACGAACCGAUCAAGGUCAAGCAAGAGAUGUCGGAGCCAGAUUCGCCCGAGACCAGCAUCGCGCCGAAAGCGGGACCGGUGCAUGACACUGGCGGCCUUGUCAAGGCAGAAGUCUCGGAGGAAUGUUUAGCCGGAACAGCGGCGGUGCGGAUGCCAGAUGACGCGCCUGGAUCCGAGCGAUCCGAGGUGGAUCCGACAUGUGCACGCGCACAACACGUGUCGGACAGUGCAAUCGAAGCAAAGCGUUGCGAACAGUACGCUCCAGAUACCUCGCCGACUGAGGCAGUCACGGCGAGUGCAGCGGAUGCAACCACUGCAACGGCUGCAGCAGCAGCUGCUAGUCAGAGCGACGCGCAUUCGCGUUACGACGGCGCAUAA